Rotaria socialis is the source of this 1734-nucleotide messenger RNA. The record is from the annotation of a GenBank genome assembly. NCBI's taxonomy places the organism in Eukaryota, Metazoa, Rotifera, Eurotatoria, Philodinida, Philodinidae.
AUGACUAGUCAAAUAGAAAGUCUACCUAAUGAAAUUCUUCGUCAUAUCUUUUAUCAUUUAUCAUGGUCUGAUAUGUUAACAUCGUUAUGGUCAUUAAAUAUUCGUUUUAAUUCUCUUGUGUGCUCAAUUCUUUCAAGAAGUGACCAAACAUCGAAUAGUGGCAUUCUUAUUACACGAGGUUUAUCUUAUAAUAAAUAUUAUUCAAUAUUAUUUCCAUUGAUUAUAAAUUCAUUAUCACUUUCUUCUUCUAUUCAACGAAUUCAUUUCGAUGAAACAAAUUCAAUUUCUUGUGAUCUUAUUUAUGAAUGGUUGUUUAACGAGAAAAAAAUCUUUCAUUUUCCUAAUCUUAAAUCAUUUAUUCUUACUCAGUGUGGAUCAAUUGAACCAGCAGUUCUGUGUUUAUCUUAUCUUAUUGAGCAUCAAUUAGAUGAACUUACAUUAACGUUUGACCAGGAAAUGAUCCUGCAGUUUUCUUAUGAAAAACAAUGUUCGCGAAUGAUUUCUGAUACAGAAACAGAAAGACAAAUAGCAAUGAUGGGGCAACUUCUUUGCAAAAUAUUCUCUGCUCAAUGUCAAUUAAAAACUCUUCGACUUGAUAUUAGUAAUGUUUUCAAAAGUGGUCGUACUCACCAGUGCUUAGAAUCAAAACCGUAUCUCUCUUCGGAUUCUACUCAACAUGAACUUCAAUCGUAUUGUAUGACUCUUCGUUAUUUAUAUAUUCGACUUAAUCAAACAUGUUUUCUUGAAAAUCUUAUUGAACAUGCACCCAAUCUCGAACAACUAUCAGUUGAGUUUCAUUAUUUACUAAAAUUCGGUUCAUGUGAGACAUCGAAUGUUGAAAUUUUGAAACAAUCAAAUGAAAAUUGGUUUAAUAAAUCAUAUGUUUUUAAUUGGCCAAAUAUCGACAAACUUUCGUUUCGGUUACAUCCAUCAUUAUAUUUAUUUCUCCAAGAAUUCAAUGACUUAUCUCCUAAUAUUCGUUGUAUCAAAGUAUACAAAAACCAAAGAAAGGAUUUUGACGAUUCUGAUCUUCUGAUGUCAUUAAAUAGCUUAUCAGAAAUGAAGCAAUACAAAAAAGUUGAUAUGGCCUUUCGAAAUGUUACGAAAAUUCAAUUUGGAACAUGGUUUGAUCGCCACAGUGCUCGUGUCGAUGAACCAAUAGAUCGAAAUGAAGUACGUGAAAAAGUACUUGCUCAUCUCAUUUCAAUGACUGUACAACUCAAAUAUCUUCUAGUUGAACAAUUCGAAUGGCUCUUACAUGUUGUUCAAUACACAUCUUACGAAUUAAGAACGAAUGCAUUAAGUAGUGUUCGAUAUGCUGAAUUUUGUCUUCCCAGUUGUCAUUAUGGUUUCGAUAAAGCAAACCAUAUUGGUAAACAUCUUGUGCCCUUUAUUAGCACAUAUAUGCCUCGUUUACAAACAUUACGUCUUUGGCGACCAGAUGAUUUUCCUUGGACAUCAAUUCGACCAGAUAAUGGAAUAAGAUGCACCAAUGUGUCUCCACUUAUUCAAUGGAUCAAGUCUCUAGAAACAUCCGAAUCGAUUGCUCAACAUGUAAACGUCUUUCAACAAGAUCUUUGUCAAUUGGUCGAAAGAUUAAAAGAAUUUACCUUUCUUGAUAUUUAUGGUACCAUUAAUUAUGAAAAAGUUCAAGCUUAUAGGUUGAUGAUUCAAACUUGUUUUCCUCAUAGUCGAAAUGAUGUUAAAGUAUCAAGAUUUCGUCUCUGGUUUUAA